AACACACAAUACACCUAUCUCUUGGAACUGAAUGGUGAAUGUAAGCUAAUUCCAGGAGCAGGCCGUCUUUUGUAAAGUGUUAUUUAUUUCAGCGUAAUUCAAUUAUAAUACAAUAAUAACUAUAAUCAUAUUAAAAGCUGAUACGUAUACCAACUGGCCACUGAGUUAACCUCGUAUAUGGUAUACGGAUUUCAUAUAGAUAAAUACAAUAUUAAUACAUGUAAAAUGGAAUUUAUGUUCCUUUUACGGCAGUAUAUCUUGUAGCCAUACUAUAUGCCGUGCUAUUCACGCAUUAGUUUCUAUUCACCCAGUUUUACGGAACGUAAGUUAUUGCAUUCAAGCGAUGCGUCUUGACACUGCCUCAGCGUGGCUACUUUGGCUGUCCUCGUUCAUAUGCAGCUAUUCGGCGGCAGUAGAUGUAGGCGACGGAGACCUACUCCUGACGCCCUUAAUACGGGCUGGUCGAAUCGACGAAGCUCGGGCUGCAUGCAAUGUUACGCCCCUGAAAGGGACCAUUGAGAGCUACUCCGGUUACCUGACCGUGGACGAGGCACACGGUUCCAACAUGUUUUUCUGGUUCUUCCCGGCCGCGAGCAGCAAAGCGGACGCGCCUGUCCUGUUGUGGCUACAAGGUGGCCCGGGCGCGUCGAGCCUCCUCGGCGUGUUCAACCUAAAUGGGCCAUUCUCAGUGUGCAAGUUCUGUGGCGACGAGCUUAAGUUGCGUGACAACGCGUGGACGGCUACGCACUCGAUGCUGUACGUGGACAACCCAGUNGGAACAGGGUUCAGCUACACUGGUGACGAUUCCGGUUAUAGUACUGACGAGAUGGACGUCGCCCGGAACCUGUACGUCACCCUGGUGCAGUUUUUCGAGCUAUUUCCUGAGUAUCAGCACAACGAUUUCUAUGUGACUGGUGAAUCAUUCGCUGGCCACUACGUGCCGGUCGUGUCAUACGCCAUUCACCAGAACAACCCCGCGGCCAAGGUCAAGAUCAAUCUCAAGGGUUUGGCUAUUGGCAACGGCCUAGUCGACCCUCUCAACCAGCUGUUCUACAGCGAGUACCUGUACCAACACGGGUUCAUUGACGAAAACGGAAAGCACAAAAUUGAACAAAUCGAUAAUGUUAUUCACGCUCAGAUCCUCGACGGCGACUACGAGGGCGCGUUCCGAACAUACGACGAGAUGUUGAACGGCAUAUUCUACCCGUACCCAACACUGUUCCAGAACCUGACCGGCAUGCAACACUACUACAACUUGCGGUUGGACCGGAAACCGCCGUCGGACAACGAUUGGAUGCAGUUCGUGGAAAAACCGUCCGUGCGUGCCGCGCUACACGUUGGCCAACGGCGGAUGAUCUACUUGAAUAAGGUAGUCUAUCAACACAUGCUUGGUGACGUGAUGCGGUCGGUGGCGCCGUGGUUGGCCGCUAUAUUGGACGCUGGACGCUACAGGGUUCUGUUGUACAGCGGGCAGCUUGACAUCAAGCUCCACCACCGGGGCACCAUGCACAUGGCCCAGUCGCUAGAGUGGUCGGGCGCGGAACGAUUUCGGAGCGAAUCCUCGCGCACCAUUUGGCGCGUUUGCGAAAAGAAGAUUCGAUGCGACAACGAAAACGAGACCACCGUGGCCGGUUACGCGACCGCGUCCGGUCCGCUAACCGUACUGUUGGUCAGGGAUGCCGGUCACAUGGUGCCAGCCGAUCAGCCAGUAUGGGCUCUCGAACUCAUCAACCGGUUCACGGCAGACAAAACGUUUUGACCGACAGGAAACAAUCAUCAUCGUUCAGUCGACCACAAUAUUUUAUAUUGUUAUUAUAUUUUAUUAUAGCCUGGGGGGCUAUUCACAAAUCAAUCGAAAAGGGUUUUCGAUCAAAAUUUGGUCGAAAGCGGGUAUAUUUACAACCAAUUUAAAAAUCCGUUUUCGAUCGGCGUUUCGACCGUAGUAUUCGAUUUCUCGUUUCGACUACUAUUUACCAAUCGUACACUUGUUUUCGACUGAUAAUAUGUCAUGAUAUAGGUACUAUAUUAUAAUGUACAAUACAAUAAUUUUAUAAUUUUGUUUGCGGUGUUGUAUUUUUACAGUAGGUACCUAAAGUGUGUAAAGACGAUCUACCUGUACUAUUUACCACGGUAUUUAUCUAUUUCAUAUUUGUUGUUUGUUUUUUUUUUCAAAGUAUUUAGGUACUUACUACCUAAUGUGUAAAAUUAAACACUAUAUAACACUGUCUUUAAUAUUUGGACUACUGGCAAAUAUAAUAUUGUAUUAACCUUAAAGCUA
This is a messenger RNA of Acyrthosiphon pisum (pea aphid), 2278 nucleotides long. Its product is annotated as venom serine carboxypeptidase-like. Lineage: Eukaryota; Metazoa; Arthropoda; Insecta; Hemiptera; Aphididae. The transcript is spliced from 4 exons. Bases 344 to 1759 code for a protein of 471 amino acids. Gene Ontology annotation, biological process: proteolysis. The record is from RefSeq and is a predicted model, not a curated record. Gene Ontology annotation, molecular function: serine-type carboxypeptidase activity.